AUGGACUCUUACGGUGGUGGACAAGCCCGCGGCUGCUACAACUGUGGCGAUGCUUCUCAUCAGGCUCGUGACUGCCCAACCAGAGGCCCGGCCAAGUGCUACAACUGUGGCGGUGAAGGACAUAUGAGCCGUGAAUGCCCAGAGGGCCCCAAGGACAAGACGUGCUAUAAGUGCGGUCAACCCGGCCAUAUCUCCCGCGACUGCACCAACCCAGCUGCUGAGGGUGCUGGACGUGGCGGCGGAUUCGCCUCCGGAGGUGGCAGCCAGGAAUGCUAUAAGUGUUCUAAGGUUGGCCAUAUCGCCCGCAACUGCCCUGAGGCAGGUGCCGGCGGAUACGGCGGCAAUGGCGGCAACGCUGGCGGAUACGGCGGCGCUCAAGGCGGCUACGGUGGUGGUUUCGGUGGUGGUCGUCAAGGCGGACAGACCUGCUACUCCUGUGGAGGCUACGGGCACAUGUCAAGAGACUGUACCCAGGGACAGAAGUGCUACAACUGUGGAGAGGUUGGCCACUUGAGCCGUGACUGCCCAUCCGAGACCAGCAGCGAGCGCACAUGCUACAAGUGCAAGCAGCCAGGCCACGUCCAGGCUCAAUGCCCCAACUAA
Messenger RNA from Venustampulla echinocandica, 603 nucleotides. RefSeq lists its product as uncharacterized. The record is from RefSeq and is a predicted model, not a curated record. NCBI's taxonomy places the organism in Eukaryota, Fungi, Ascomycota, Leotiomycetes, Helotiales, Pleuroascaceae. The coding region runs from base 1 to 603 and encodes 200 amino acids. Gene Ontology annotation, cellular component: cytoplasm. The transcript has 9 exons. Gene Ontology annotation, biological process: positive regulation of cytoplasmic translation. Gene Ontology annotation, molecular function: single-stranded RNA binding; translation regulator activity; mRNA binding.